Anthostomella pinea is the source of this 1296-nucleotide messenger RNA. The record is from the annotation of a GenBank genome assembly. Lineage: Eukaryota; Fungi; Ascomycota; Sordariomycetes; Xylariales; Xylariaceae.
AUGGCUGACUCGAUGACACUAAUUACGAUCAAGGGGCGGUAUUUCUGGCAGGGCGACAAGCGAUUCCUCGUCAAUGGUGUCGUAUACCAGCAGUACCGCCCCAAGGGCGCCGCGGGCAGUCCAGAUCCAUUAGCGGACGACCAGCUGGAAGAUCUCAGGCGCUGCAUCCCGCUGUUCAGAGAGCUGGGACUCAACACGCUGUUCAUCUAUUCCAUCGACGAGACCAAGAACCAUGACGAAGCCAUGAACCUGCUGGCCGAGGCCGGCAUCUACGUGCUCUUAGGCCUCUCUACCCCGCGCCGCGCCAUCAGCCGCAUCGCGCCGUACGAGUCGUACACGGUGGACCUGCUGCAACAGACCUUCCGGGCCGUCGACGCCGUGGCCGCGUACCCGAACACGCUGGGCGUCAUCGUCUCCAACGAGGUCAUCAGCACGACGCAGUCGACGCGCGCCGCGCCCGUGAUCCGCGCCCUGACGCGAGAUGUCAAGAGGUACAUGGCCGAGGCCGCGGACCGGGCCGGGCAGCGCGUCCUGCCCGUCGGCAUCAGCGCUGUAGACGUACUGAGUUUCCAGAUGCUGCAGUUUGACUACUUCAGCGCGGGGCCUGAGGAGGAGGCUAUCGACUUCUUUUCGUUCAACAACUACUCUUGGGCUGGGGAGUCGUCGUACACAGUAUCGGGCUAUGAAAACAAGGUAAGAAAGAGCGCGACCUUGAGAUAUCCGUUUGGUGCCCCGUUCCAUGAAUACUCGGAGCCAAUUCUUAAUACCGCACAGGUCAGGAAUUUCUCGAAGACGCACAUUCCAGUCUUUUUCUCGGAAUACGGCACAAAUUUGAAUAUGCCCCGAACCUUUCACGAGACCACCUGCAUCUACACGCACCCGGAGAUGACGCGUGUGUUCUCCGGGGGUAUCGUCUACGAGUUCAUGUACGGUUUGAACAAGUACGGCAUCGUCGAACGGCACGCCGACGGCACGUUCGAGAAGCUGGCGGACUUUGAAAACCUCAAGGGGCGGCUGCAAUCUCGGGGAACGGAGGAGCCGGCGAGGAUCGAUGAUGCCGAAGCGUCCGCCUUGAGGAAACCGGAAAUGCCUGAGCCGGGGCGAAAUUGGCUGGCCGACGGACCUAUCCCGGUGUGUCCGUUGGAUUGGGAGGAAGUCCGGAGGCAGAUCGAAGACGGACAAUGGGUCGAUGUGGACGAGGAGAUAUGGGAGCUGGAUACUGAGAGCUGGGUGUUGAGGGCUUUCCGGCCUCGAUAUGAGGGCGAAUCCGUGUCAACGGAACAGGUCCCUCCCUAA